Messenger RNA from Eriocheir sinensis (Chinese mitten crab), 1776 nucleotides. RefSeq names its product regulation of nuclear pre-mRNA domain-containing protein 1B-like. The transcript has 7 exons. Gene Ontology annotation, biological process: mRNA 3'-end processing. Gene Ontology annotation, cellular component: RNA polymerase II, holoenzyme. Lineage: Eukaryota; Metazoa; Arthropoda; Malacostraca; Decapoda; Varunidae. The record is from RefSeq and is a predicted model, not a curated record. Bases 100 to 1143 code for a protein of 347 amino acids. Gene Ontology annotation, molecular function: RNA polymerase II complex binding.
AACACUCUUGAGAGAGUUAUCGUACGCGUGGCGGCCAGGGUCCCAGAGGCUGUGACGUGACGGGCCAUCACCACAACAACACUGCCAGGGAGCGGCGCCAUGGCCAGCUUCAACGAGGACAGUCUCAAGAAGAAGCUGGACGACCUCAACAUGUCCCAGCAGUCCAUACAGACGGUGUCCCUGUGGCUCAUCCACCACAAGAAGCACGCGCACACCGUGGUCAACGUGUGGUACCGCGAGCUGAUAUCAGCCACUGACUCAAGGAAGCUGACGUUCAUGUACCUCGCCAAUGACGUGAUCCAGAACAGCAAGAAGAAGGGUCCAGAAUACAACAAGGAGUUUGGCAAUAAGCUGGGCAAGGUUUUCGAGCACCUUGGGGGCCAGCGCCUCGAUGAAAAGUCUAUUCGUGGCAUGAAUCGCCUCUUGACUGUCUGGGAGGAGCGGAAUGUUUUUGACCAAGAGAAGGUGAAGCUCUUCCAGAAAAACCUAAACAAAGGGGGACCGGUGCUGAAAGUGAAAGACAGCAGCAGCAGGAAACGUGAGCGCAAGGAGCACAGCAGUAAGAAAAAGAAUGAGUCGUCCAAAAAGCCACGGCGGAGCUCUGAGUCGUCUGAAUCUUCACGACUUAGGAAAGAGAGCGAGGGGGCUGACACCACCUCCCCGUCCACACCACCUCCAAGUGAGCCUCCAGAGCCUGAGCAGCUGAUUGAGGCUCUGCAGGAGCUUGAGAAUGCAGCCACCUCUGAUGCUGUCGUACGGGAGAAGAUUGCAAGUCUCCCAGAUGAGGUGUCGGAUGUCUCCCACCUCAGCAAGCUUGAAGACCUCAAUGCAGCUCGAACCUUGAGUAAGAAGGUGGAGGAUGCAAUGGCCAUGCUUGAGUCCUACAACAAAAGGCUUGCUGAGGAGAUGGAGGCACGUAAAAUGGUGGCAAGGAUGCUGCAUGACUACAUCACUUUCCAGAAAGACCUCCUUGCCCAGGCUGAAGAAACCCUAGAGGAGCACCGGCAGAAGCAUACCAAGGUCAAAAAGGUUCGGGAUGAACUCAGGGCGCACCUACAGAACCUGCCAGACAUCUCAAAACUACCAAGUAUUCGCACUGGAGGCCUGGCCCCCCUGCCCUCUGCUGGCGACCUUUUCACGUGACUCACUCCUCACCAGCUGCUCUCCUUACCAGUGGCCCAGUAACAGUCUCAUGAUGCUGUGAAUAUUGUGAUAGUCAGUGCUGACAUUCAAAAUCGGUAUUCAUGCCACCUGAAAGACAGAAAGUCACACACACCUACAUCUUAGUGCUUACAGUGUGCAGAACCAUCGUAGCAGAGAAAGAAAGCCACAUUUGGAUCCAAUGUGAGUAAAAGUAAGAGGAGGAAAGAGCCAGUUAAGCAUAGUGAGUUACUAUGUUGACCAAGUCACUCAAGAUCCAGUGUGUGUGUGUGUGUAUGUUUUUUUAUUUAUUUUUUAUUUUUAUUCUUUUCUAAAAGUUGGUGACUAAUAUUUAAGGAUUUUUUUUUUCAAGCAUAUCAGUCGUGUUCAUGUUCCAUAGUAAAAAGUUCACAAUUGUUUGACAUUAUGGGUUACCUCAUAUCAACAUAAGUAUGAUCUUUUCUUUCAACAGUAUAGUUUCCUCAUCCUUAUUCAGCAAACAUCAGGGUGGCAUUGCACACAUUAUUGUCAUCACAGUGGUUGCUCAGUUAGGCGGAUAGCCUGUGGCAGCGCCCCUUGUCAACCAGUUCCACUAUGUAACCUAUUUAGUGCACUAGGAGAGCUAUACCUUUGUUG